AUGCGUUUGGUGAUUUCUUGCAUUUUCUUCGCUUUCAUAAAUAAAAGUGUGAAACUUUUAGAAGCAAACCCUGAUGUGAAGCGUUUAUACGAUGACUUACUUAGCAACUACAAUAGACUGAUUCGCCCUGUGACUAAUGUGAGCGAUAUUCUUACUGUUAGAUUGGGCUUAAAGUUAUCACAACUGAUGGAAGUUAAUCUGAAGAAUCAGGUCAUGACUACGAACCUUUGGGUGGAACAGAAAUGGUUUGACUACAAACUGACUUGGAACCCCGAUGACUAUGGCGGUGUGGAGAUGCUGUACGUACCGUCGGAGCACAUCUGGCUACCAGAUAUAGUGCUUUAUAAUAACUGGGAUGGAAACUAUGAAGUGACCCUGAUGACAAAAGCUACAUUAAAGUAUACCGGUGAGGUUAAUUGGAAGCCCCCCGCCAUUUACAAAUCGUCAUGCGAGAUCAACGUCGAGUACUUCCCUUUUGAUGAACAAACUUGUUUCAUGAAGUUCGGCUCUUGGACUUACAAUGGCGCACAGGUUGAUCUAAAACACAUGGACCAAUCGCCCGGCAGUAGCUUGGUCCAUGUUGGCAUCGACCUCAGCGAAUUCUACCUGUCUGUAGAAUGGGAUAUACUCGAGGUACCCGCCACCAGAAACGAGGAGUAUUACCCCUGUUGUCAAGAGCCGUUUUCAGACAUAACCUUCAAACUGACGAUGCGCCGCAAGACUCUAUUCUAUACGGUGAAUCUUAUAAUACCGUGCGUAGGGUUAACAUUUUUGACAGUUCUUGUUUUCUAUCUACCAUCAGACUCAGGGGAAAAGAUAUCAUUAAGCAUCUCCAUAUUGGUAUCGCUCACCGUAUUUUUCCUGCUGUUGGCUGAGAUUAUACCACCAACUUCUUUGGCGAUACCACUGCUAGGGAAGUAUUUGCUGUUCACAAUGAUUUUGGUGUCGUUAAGUGUAUGGAUGACGGUCUGCGUUGUAAAUGUACAUUUCAGGUCUCCAUCAACACACACCAUGUCUCCGUGGAUGAAGAAGUUGUUCCUGCAGUUUAUGCCUAAGCUGCUUAUGAUGAGGAGGACUAAAUACUCUUUGCCAGACUACGACGAUACUUUCGUAUCAAAUGGAUACACCAACGAAUUGGAAAUGAGCCGCGACAGUCUCACCGAUGCUUUUGGUGACGCUAAGAAUAGUGACAGCGGUGACUACCGAAAGUCGCCAGCACCAGAAGAUGACAUUUUAGCUGGUAGCGCACAUCAAAGACCAUCAGUGACAGAAUCGGAGAAUAUGAUCCCGAGGCAUAUGUCUCCAGAGGUGGCUGCAGCUCUUCAAAGCGUCAGGUUUAUAGCGCAACACAUCAAGGAUGCCGACAAGGAUAAUGAGGUCGUUGAAGAUUGGAAAUUCAUGUCUAUGGUGCUGGAUCGGUUCUUCUUAUGGCUUUUCACUAUCGCCUGCUUCGUGGGCACAUUUGGUAUCAUCUUCCAGUCUCCAUCCCUUUACGACACGAGAGUCCCUGUGGAUCAGCAGAUAUCUUCCAUUCCUAUGAGAAAAAAUAAUUUCUUCUACCCAAAAGAUAUUGAAACUAUCGGCAUUGUAAGUUAA
Messenger RNA from Diatraea saccharalis (sugarcane borer), 1596 nucleotides. NCBI's taxonomy places the organism in Eukaryota, Metazoa, Arthropoda, Insecta, Lepidoptera, Crambidae. The record is from the annotation of a GenBank genome assembly.